AUGAUGCCGCUUGUCUUCAGUUAUUGCGGAUGUCAAUUGGUGCAUUCAGGACAUUGUGCGAUAAACUGCAAACGAGUUAUGGAUUUACAACCAACAUUGAAUGUAGGCAUUGAAGAGAGUGUGGCCAUGUUUCUACGAAUAUGUGGGCAUAACGAAGUUCAAAGAGAUGUUGGAUUACGAUUUGGACGGACGCAAGAGACUGUGAAUCGAAAAUUUUUUGAAGUGCUUAAAGCGACUGAGUUACUUGCUUGUGAUUAUAUCAGGACUCCAACAACCCAAGAACUACGACAAAUUCCUGAACGACUAGUAAUGGAUCCAACGUAUUGGCCAUAUUUUAGUGGAUUUGUUGGUGCUAUGGAUGGAGUUCAUGUUUGCGUUAAAGUGAAGCCUGAAGUUCAAGGAAUGUAUUGGGACCGGCACAAUAUAACUUCAUUUAAUAUAAUGGCGAUAUGUGAUCUCAAUAUGUUAUUCACAUAUGUUUGGAAUGGAGCACCUGGCUCAUGUCACGAUACAGCAGUUCUCACAAUGGCGCAAGAAAGGGAUCCUGAUUUUCCUUUACCUCCACCAGACAAGUAUUAUCUAGUCGAUUCUGGCUAUCCAAACAAACAAGGACUUUUGGGGUAUGGAAGAAGAAGUGGAGGAUUCUUUGUGAAUUUCCUAGAUAUGAUAUGA
Microthlaspi erraticum is the source of this 672-nucleotide messenger RNA. The record is from the annotation of a GenBank genome assembly. NCBI's taxonomy places the organism in Eukaryota, Viridiplantae, Streptophyta, Magnoliopsida, Brassicales, Brassicaceae.